AUGCCGCAGUUCUACUGUCACAGAUGCCGUCGUUCGUUUGACCUCGAACCGGAAGCUCGGCUCGCUUGUGUCAGGUGCAACGACGAUUUCAUCGAGCUGAUCAACAUACCACCAGGCGGUGAGUCGCCCCUUCAAUAACACACUGAUGACCAAUUAUAUAAAGGCAUAGCAGCGGCGAUGCAACCGAACGGAGUCCAGGCUCUCCAUCAGAUUGCCGACAUGUUCCGCCAAGGACUCGAGAGACAGUUUCAACAACAAGCUCAGCAACAGCAGCAGCAGAAUGCUCAACCGCCGAAUGCUCCCAACCAGGAGCAGCCAGCUGCUACUGCCGGAAACAGUCCUAGACCGGCGCCUGAAGAAGAUAUGCAGGCUCUCGAAAACUUCGUGAACAGAAUGUUCGAAGUGGGUGGACCCAUCUAAAUUCUACAAUUUUAUAAAAAUGUUUCAGAUGCGUCCCGAUGGGGAAGGGCCACGUGCGCAACCACAGGCUCAGCCACAGGGACCAGGAAACGUGUCAAUGUCGUUCCAAAUCCACGGCGGCUUGCCCGGCAGAAAUGCGAACGGCAUUCUGCCGCGUCAAUUCUUCGGGAACAUCAUAGAUGCUGAUCCGACGGAGCUGGAAGCCGCCAUGAAUGACAUGCUUGCGAUGAUGGAAAAUAAUAUUGAUGGACGCGGAUUCAACGACAACGAGAUCAGCAUGUACCUUCCGAUGAAGAAGGUCACUCAGCAGCACGUCGACAACGGAGCCCAGUGCACCACUUGCUUCGACACAUUCAAACUGGGCGACGACGUCGGAUGCCUGGAUUGCAAUCACAUUUUUCAUCGUCCUUGCAUCGAGCCGUGGCUCAAAAACAAGAAUUCGUGUCCGGUGUGUCGUCAGAACGUCAACAUGCGUCAAUGGAAGAGGAAGCACCAGGAAAUGGUAAGUGAAAGUUAGCGAAUUCCCAAAACAAUGUUAUUCACAGAACCAGGAGGCUGUUCUGGAAGACCUCGACUAG
Caenorhabditis sp. 36 PRJEB53466 is the source of this 998-nucleotide messenger RNA. The record is from the annotation of a GenBank genome assembly. Lineage: Eukaryota; Metazoa; Nematoda; Chromadorea; Rhabditida; Rhabditidae.